This is a messenger RNA of Suillus subalutaceus, 666 nucleotides long. RefSeq lists its product as uncharacterized. NCBI's taxonomy places the organism in Eukaryota, Fungi, Basidiomycota, Agaricomycetes, Boletales, Suillaceae. Bases 1 to 666 code for a protein of 221 amino acids. The transcript has a single exon. Gene Ontology annotation, biological process: proteolysis. Gene Ontology annotation, molecular function: cysteine-type peptidase activity. The record is from RefSeq and is a predicted model, not a curated record.
AUGCUUCCUUGGCAGGGUGAUGUUUGCGGCUUCAUGGACUACUCGCCUAUACACAACCUGGCACAAUUCGCCUCGCAGGGCUGGCUCUGCGACAAUAACAUUAAUUUUGCUCUUGAACUCAUUCAUUGGCAGAUCAAAAGUAGUGAUGUUCUCGCCCCAUUUCCCGACAUCCUUCAAACGUACUUCAUCAAUAAACUUAAAACUAUCUUCGAGUUGCGCCACCAGCGAGACUAUUUCAGCGCAGAUGAUUGUUUGCACCUUCGUCAGGUUGGGCAGGAUGUAGCCAAUGGUGUAAAGACUGUUGGAAUGGCUUGUUUUGUCCACUCCAACCAUUGGCUGUCUCUUGUUAUCGAUGGCUCACGUCACACAAUUUACUUCGGAGACUCAUUCGGACAUGAGGCACCAGACUCGAUCCAUCAUGCAGUCGAGUGGUGGCUUGGAUUGCACACACCGACAUCAUUCAAAUGGGAAGCCCUUGCCUGCACUCACCAACAAGAUCAGUAUUCAUGUGGCAUACUCGCCAUCAAUGCCAUCGCCCAUCACUUUCUUCCACAAGCUUAUUCUCUCCUCGUAUCGACUCACGAUGCACUAGAUGCCGCGUGUAUGCAGAUUGGUGUGGCCGUCAUUGAUGCCCACCUGCACACAUUAUCCGUAAGUAUCAACUAG